GAGAGAGAGAGAGAGAGAGAGAGAGAGGGAGUCCAUUACGUUCGUAUACGUCGGUGUGUCCUCCUCCGUGCGAUCGGCACGGAAAGGGAGAUAUAAAUACGGGGCUCGACUCCUGCGACUCGUCCACUACGUCCGCGAGUACAUCCGGUGGCUGUAUACCCUGCAUCUACGCGGCUCAUAUACCGAUCACGCGCGCCGAGACCAGUGCCGGUGUAUACUUAUACGCACUUCAACUUGCGAUCCGUAGGUAUAACGACUAAGCUCUCUUUAUCCCGUCUCACGGCGCAAAGUCAAUAUAAUAUAUACGGUUGUGCAUACACGUAUAAUACACGCCGAUCGUUGGUCAACUUGGCUUUGCCGACACCGAUUUCUCCACCAUCAGUGGUAAGGAGAUCAGAGCAAACAGCGCAAAGAUGCCAGUCUCCAGGAACACGUGCUGCUUAACCCUCGUUGUACUCCUCGUCCUCUUGCUUCGUGACGCGCUCACACUCUCGAUUGGACGUCCUUACCCUACCAUAAUCGAACGCUCCGAGCAGAGGUCAGAGUGCGAGAGCUGCGCUGGCGAGUGCGACAAGUGCAAGUACGGCCACGCGUUUUCGAGAUUCUGUGGCGUAGAAGAGUGCCUCAAGGGUCCCGGCGAAUCGUGCGGUGGCAUGCGCAACAAGUACGGCGAAUGCGGUGACGGAAUGUAUUGCCGGUGCAACAAGUGCAACGGCUGCAGCAGCGACACCCUCGAGUGCCACUCGGUCGUCUGUCCGAUCUACGAGACAAGGUCGGGCCAUCCCGUCGCACAUACCAACAGCCUCAUGUUGCUCGACAAAUAAUGCGACGCGCACAUACGAUAGGUGUUUUCUUUUUCCUUUUUUUUUUUUUUUUUUUUUUUUUUUUUUUUUUUUUUUUUCCUCUCAAAGGAAUAGAAAAAUCAUCGCGCGUAUGUAGGUCACUUGCGGGACUCUUGGGUUUUAUUACCAUGUGAUUCUCCAUUCCAUGCGCGAGACGUUGCGUCUCACGCGCUCUAGGUUAUCAUUUUGUUAUUUUGAACGACUAUUGUGAUAGGCCGGACUGCAGGGUUUUCAUUUUUUUACUUUAAUUUUCUAUUGGCCAUCUCGUUGGCGGGUAUGUGUUGGCCAUCAGUUUACGAUAACAUAAUAUCAAUGAUCUCCGAGAACUUGGCAUUUAUAUGAAUGAUUUUUUUUAAUUUUUUAAUUUUUUUUUUUUUUUUUUUUUCUAUUACAUCAUGGUGAAUGAGUUUUAGGAAAAGUAUAUUUAGUUUAAGUAUAUAUUUUUGUGCAGACAAAGGUUAGGCAUUUUUACUGGCUGUGAAAAGGAAAACGGAGGAAAGAAAAAAAAAAUAAAAAUCAUGUACAUUAUUAUCAUUUUCGAGCACUCGGCUGUAAUUGUGAGGAAAAAAUAUAACGUCGUUGAGCAAUGUAUUAUUUGUCCGAUGUUUUUGUUUACUGGGACGAAAAACAGCGUCGCGUUGAGCCAGUGAGACAUUUUUUCUCGUUGACAGUAUUUUAAUUAUCUAGUCAAUCAAUGUGCAUUUAAUCAAUCAAAUAUAUCGCGUUUGAUUAAACUAAAUAUUUUUCAUUCGCUUAUACUAUACACAUGAUUCCCAAGAUUUUUGUCUAUCGAAGAUGAGUUAGUCUGUAUACUGUGUAUUGUACAGUAUACAAAUAUACGUAUAAACUUACAUUCUUCAUUUAAGGACAAGAAUAUAGUGUAAUAACCAAUAAUUAUGGAUUCCGAAUUAUACAUAUUUAUAUUUCUGAGUAGGAAAUGAUAGAAGAUACAGCCAAGAAAUAUUAAAAUAAAUCAACUUAAAAAAACUGUCAAAAU
Molecule: messenger RNA, 1839 nt
Organism: Copidosoma floridanum
Lineage: Eukaryota; Metazoa; Arthropoda; Insecta; Hymenoptera; Encyrtidae
Gene: Qbp-1
Product: Queen brain-selective protein-1
Source: RefSeq, a predicted model, not a curated record